AUGUUGUGUUCGACGAAGUUAUUAGAUGCGAGGAAGCAGUAUACUGCGUUUCGGAGACAAGAUGUAAAUACUUUUAAAGGUAUGGAUUCGAGUGUUAUGGGGCGGAAAUUUGAAGGAUCAUUAUUGUUGCCUUUCUUGUGGAUUAGUAAUAAUAAUAAUAAUAAUAAUAAUAAUAAUAAUAAUAAUAAUAAUAAUAAUAAUAAUAAUAAUAAUAAUAAUAAUAAUAAUAAUAAUAAUAAUAAUAAUAAUAAUAAAAUAAUAAUAAUAAUAAUAAUAAUAAUGUAAAUUAACAUGAUUUUUAUCACAAAGAAAACCAGCGCCACGGUUUAGUGGUUUCCUUUGUCUUUUCCUCAUGAAUUAUGAAUGAGUUUUUAAAGGUUACUAUAAUGCACUGUUUAUACUAGUGUCUGUUGAAGUCGUAGUGAAAUCUAUUUGAGCUGUUAAUAAAUUAAAGUUAAAUUACCAUAUCAUUGGUGAAUUCAAGGUAAACCACCAGACGGCGCAAGGAAUUUAUUUGAAUAAUUAUUGAUGCUACAUGCAGAUAUGAUUAUAAUUAGCACAGGUGUAUAUACUGAAGAUAGCUACGGUGUGCGCAUGAAACUGUAUGUACUUGGAUGAAUUACAUCUAAUUGUUGUCUUUCUUUGACUAUACAUAGAGCUGUGUUUUCAACAAGAAUUACGACAACAGUUCACUCCGUGUGUUUUACGAAGGAACCCUGCGUUCUCGUGGCACUGGUGUUUGCAAUCGAUGGUAUUUCACAUUUGAUGGUGCAGAAUGCGCAAAACCAGCGACUAUUGAAGGAGUUGUUUACGUCCGUUCGACCCAACUCGAUCCCCAUCGUCACCGCCAUAUUGAAGGCUACUGUAACCUGGUUCCUAAAGGUCAUGUACGUGUGGGAUUUUGGAUUGGCAAGUGUCCGAGUGGUCAUAGACUUGGAAGUGGUCGGACUGGUUGGGGUUCCAUGUCUCGUAUUGUGAUUGAAGAAGUACCACCUCCUCAAGAGUAA
Paramuricea clavata is the source of this 1007-nucleotide messenger RNA. The record is from the annotation of a GenBank genome assembly. NCBI's taxonomy places the organism in Eukaryota, Metazoa, Cnidaria, Anthozoa, Malacalcyonacea, Plexauridae.